AGGGAGUUAGCGGGGCAGAACUUUGUCGGGGAAGGGGGCUCUGUUACGGGGUUAGUCGAGGUUUGAAGGCUGUGUGGAGUGAUGUGCCGGAAGCCGGGAGGGUCAGGCCAAGGGUUCACUGCACCAGCUGAAUAUGGUGGCGCCACCGCCGCACGCGUCCGCCGGCCCGCGGGGAUCGCCUUGCUACACGGGCGCGCACACACGCACUACUCGCUGGAGACUCCGCGUCGGAUAAGGCGCGUCUCUGGGCCCGGCUCUCGCCGGUCCAGGAAGAGAAACUGGGCGGCGGGGCCAUUUUGGGAAGGAAAGAAGCCACGACCUUGACGCAGGAGAAGGCCGAGGGUGCGAUGAGGCCAGGAGAGAAGGCGCGGAGCGAGCUAAACCCGACGCCGCCGCGCCAGGAGGGCGGCCAACCCCGCGGGCCAGGGCGUAGCCCAGGGAAUGCGUGCCGGCCCGUCUAGUUAGUCGAAGAGCGCUUCCUGGAGGAGGAGGAGGAGGGCUUCGGUCCCCAGCCACCGGGAUGAAUGGAAAAGGCGGGGCUGUGGGCAGGCGUGGCCCCGCGGAGGCCCCUGGCCUAGGUGAGAAGGCGGGGACAGGCGGCGCACUUAAAGCGGACGCUGGGGAAGCCCUCCCGCGACCCGCUACGGUCGCGCAGCUCGGAGCGUCCGCGGUCCCAUCGAGCUGCUUCCCCAAGCUUUCCAGCCUCCAACCCCGCGACGCUCGGGUGGGCGCGCGCGGGCCCGAAGGAGCAGGGUUGACGCGGCUUGGCCAAGUCGCUGCGGGCGCCCACGGCAGCCCGCCCUCCGUAGAGCAGCCCUCCUGCGGGUGAGGGCGUGGGGCCGCGACGGGACCCCGCCCUCGGUGGCACUGCCUCCGCGCCGGGGCGGGGCGUCUGAGCGGCAUUAGGACCCAGGCGCCGCGAGGGGGUGUGUAGCCACCUCCCGCCCACCGCAGACUCCGAAGUUUGGGGUCCCGCAGCGCCCGAGUGCGCGUGAGAAGCCCGCGUGCGCGAGUGUGCCUGUGUUCAGCCGUCCGGCCUCCCGUCGCCUGGGCCAUGGCCAGGGCCACCAGACGCGUGUUCCAUCUCCAGCCGUGCGAACGCCCGUCCACCGCCAUGUCCGAGAAUGGAUACCUCGAAGAGUCAGAUGAGCCCCUGUCAGCUGGGACUCUAGGCUACUUCAAGUGUGACACAGAUGACACCUCUAAGACCUGUGAAGAGAAUCUGGGGGAUGAGGCCUUUGAUACUGUCAACUCCUCCAUCGUGUCUGGCGAGAGCAUCCGUUUUUUUGUCAACGUCAACCUCGAGGUGCAGCACGCCACGGCUGCUGAGGACGAAGUCACAUCCGGCGGCUGCGUGCUCCUCCACACCUCCCGCAAGUACCUGAAGUUAAAGAACUUCAGGGAGGAGAUCCGUGCGCACCGGGACCUGGACGGCUUCCUGGAGCAGGCCAGCAUCAUCCUGAACGAGACGGCCACCUCCCUGGACAAGGUGCUGCGGGCCAUGCUGAGCCGCUUCGCCAACGACCCCAACUACGUCGAGCCCGACUGCAGCCUGGACCUGCUCAUGGCCAUGCUCUUCACCGACCCCGAGGCGCCCAUGGAGGGGAAAGUCCAUCUUCUGUCAGACACCAUCCAAGGCGUCACCGCCACGGUCACGGGGGUGCAAUACCAACAGUCGUGGCUCUGCAUCUUGUGUACCAUGAAGGGCCUACAGAAGCGGCACGUGUGCAUUAGCCGCCUGGUUCGUGCACAGAACUGGGGGGAGAAUUCCUGUGAGGUUCGCUUUGUCAUCCUGGUGCUGGCCCCUCCCAAGAUGAAAAGCACCAAGACUGUGGUCGAAGUGGGGCGCACGUUUGCCACCAUGUUCUCGGAUAUCACCUUCCGUCAGAAGCUCCUGGAAACGCGCACCGAGGAAGAAUUCAAGGAGGCCUUGGUGCUGCAGAGGCAGCUGCUCACCAUGAGCCAGUGUCCGGUAGUUCCAAAAGUGAAGGAGUAUGGCGUGAUCUCCCACCACGACCUCAGACACCCACAGCCCCCGAAGUGCAAGGACUUCAUCCCUUUUGGGAAGGGGAUCCAGGAGGACAUUGGACGCAGGUUCCCUGUGUACCCACUGGACUUUACUGAUGGCAUCAUCGGGAAGAAAAAGGCCGUGGGAAAAUAUAUCACCACCACCUUGUUCCUCUACUUCGCCUGCCUCCUGCCCACGAUUGCUUUUGGGUCUCUCAACGACGAGAACACGGAUGGGGCCAUCGAUGUGCAGAAGACCAUAGUCGGGCAGAGCAUCGGAGGCCUCGUGUACGCGCUCUUCUCUGGCCAGCCGCUGGUGGUCCUGCUGACUACCGCGCCCCUGGCCCUCUACAUCCAGGUGAUCCACGUCAUCUGCGCGGACUACAACCUGGACUUUCACUCCUUCUACGCGUGGACAGGCCUGUGGAACAGCUUUUUCCUCGCGCUCUAUGCCUUCUUCAACCUCAGCCUGGUCAUGAGUCUCUUCAAGAGGUCAACGGAGGAGAUCAUCGCCCUGUUCAUCUCCAUCACGUUCGUGCUGGAUGCCGUCAAAGGCAUGGUUAAAAUCUUCUCCAAGUACUAUUAUGGGUAUCACUCUGAUGAGUACCACGCAAAAAGGCCUUCAUCUCCGGUGAGCCUGCUGGGCCUCGACCUCAGCCUCAACACUAGCCUCCACACUGCCCUCAACAGCAGCCUCAUAAGCCCGAUGGAGGCGGCAGUGGCAGCGGACAGCCACGGCGCUGUGCACUCUGGCCGGGCGACUGCGGUGCUCAGCCUCCUCAUCAUGCUGGGCACGCUCUGGCUGGGCUACACCCUCUACCAGUUCAGGAAGAGCCCCUACCUGCACCCCUACGUGCGCGAGAUCCUGUCCGAUUGUGCCCUGCCCAUCUCGGUGCUCACCUUCUCCCUCAUCAGCUCCUAUGGCUUCCGGGAGAUCAAGAUGAGCAAGUUCCGCUACAACCCCAGCGAAAGACUGUUUGAGGUCACGCAGAUGCACUUGCUGUCCCUGAGGGCCAUCGGCAGUGCCAUGGGCCUCGGCUUCCUGCUCUCUAUGCUCUUCUUCAUCGAGCAGAACCUGGUGGCUGCCUUGGUCAAUGCCCCGGAGAACAGGAUCGUGAACGUGAAGGAGACGCGGCUGACCUCGCUGGGCGCCAGCAUCCUGGUGGGCCUCUCCCUCCUGCUGCUGCCCGUCCCGCUGCAGUGGAUCCCCAAGCCCGUGCUCUACGGCCUCUUCCUCUACAUCGCACUCACCUCGCUCGAUGGCCACCAGCUCUUUGAGCGUGUGGCCCUGCUGCUCAAGGAGCAGACUUCAUACCCGCCCACACACUACAUCCGGAGGGUACCCCAGAGGAAGAUCCACUACUUCACAGGCUUGCAGGUCCUGCAGCUGCUGCUGCUCUGCGCCUUCGGCAUGAGCUCCCUGCCCUACAUGAAGAUGAUCUUCCCCCUCAUCAUGAUUGCCAUGAUCCCCAUCCGUUACAUCCUGCUGCCCCGAAUCAUUGAAGCCAAGUACUUAGAUGCCAUGGACGCUGUGCACUGACCUUGACUGGCAGGCCUUGGCCAUGCCCCGUUCACCGCCCUCCCCGUCCUCCCAGGCUGGCUCUGUGGUGUGGGAGGAAGGUGUGGGGGUCUGGGUGGUUGUUCAGGGCCGUGCCCUCACAGCUAUCCCAACAGACCCAGGGCGUCUGGGCCUUGUGGGGGUUUAGUGGUACGUGCACCUCCUCUUCCCAUUAGCCUUUAGCUUUGGGUCAGGAAGACUGCUCAGGGCAGCUUCCACCCAGGUUGGGACUAAGCAGGAUGGAUUUUUCUUUUGAUAAAAGAGUUGAUGCCUGAAAGAGAAACCAUUUCCUUGAUUGUGUAAGGAACUUGCUGUACGCACAUUAGAGAAUAAAGCUGUUUCUA
Messenger RNA from Tupaia belangeri chinensis (Chinese tree shrew), 3909 nucleotides. RefSeq names its product solute carrier family 4 member 11 (gene SLC4A11). Gene Ontology annotation, biological process: monoatomic anion transport; monoatomic ion homeostasis; transmembrane transport. Gene Ontology annotation, molecular function: solute:inorganic anion antiporter activity. Gene Ontology annotation, cellular component: basolateral plasma membrane; plasma membrane. The record is from RefSeq and is a predicted model, not a curated record. NCBI's taxonomy places the organism in Eukaryota, Metazoa, Chordata, Mammalia, Scandentia, Tupaiidae.